AUUUAGAGUCGUUUUUCUAAACGAUUUUUAGGUUAUUGUAAAUAUUGAAAUAAUAAUAGAAUAAAAUAAAAUAAAGUAAAAUUUUUUGGGUGAACUACCCCUUUUGAAUAUUGCUCAUUUGAAGGAAUAAAGAAGAAGUAACAAGAACAAACAAGAAUAAUAAUUUUAAUGCAUAAAAAUUGUAAUGUUUUUAUUGCCCAAUAUAGUCAUGAAUUUCUUCUAUAAACGAUAACAAUACCCAUUUAAAGAAUAUAAGUUACCUAAAAGCGAAAAUUAAGAGAAAAUCAUUAGAAGAAUCAUACAAUAUAAAGGCUAAAGGAUGUCUGCAGGAGGUAGCCAAAUUGAAAAUUUACUCGAAAAUGUUGAAUUAAAACAAAUGCUCGAUUUUGAAACUCAAAUUUUUUUGGAUUUAGUGCACAACGAUGGUUUAGUGGUUGCCUCAAAGGGAAUCAAUUUGGAUUUGGUGAUAACGAAUCUGUUGAAAGUUUACUGUGAUCCUGGAAAUUUAGUUUUAGUAUUGAAUGCAAGCGAGAUUGAAGAGAAGCAUUAUAAAGAACAGUUGAAUGAUCCCAAUGUUUAUACCAUAACAUUUAAUUCGAGCAUUAAAGAUAGGGAAGAUAUAUAUUUGUCGGGAGGUAUCCAUUUUGUAACAACACGUAUUUUAGUUGUUGAUUUGUUGAAAAAACGGUUACCAAUAGAAAAGAUAACUGGAAUUGUAGUAUUAAAGGCUCACAGCAUUUUUGAAAGUUGUCAAGAAGCUUUUGUAUUAAGAUUGUACCGUCAAAGCAAUAAGACGGGGUUUAUUAAAGCCUUUACAAACAACGUCCAAAGUUUUACAGUCGGUUAUGGUCAUGUCGAAAAGGUGAUGAGAGCUUUAUUUGUAAAAGAACUGUAUAUUUGGCCGAGAUUUCACAAGUCUAUUCUACAAAGUUUAAAAAUUCGACAGCCCAAUGUAAUUGAAUUGCAUAUCCCAAUUUCGGAAAAAAUGAAGAAAAUCCAAACCUACACUUUGGAACUAAUGAAUUUAACUGUAAAAGAAUUGAAGCGUCUCAAUAAAACCAUCGAAUUGCAGGAAAUAACAGUUGAAAAUUGUUUAACGAAAAAAUUUCAUAAGAUCUUGCAAGCGCAAUUGGACGUUAUUUGGCAUCAGUUGAGUAAAAGAAGUCUUCAAUUAGUAUCGGAUUUGAAAACAUUGCGUCAUUUGAUGAUAACCAUGUUCCAUUCGGAUCCUGUGUCAUUUUAUUCUACCGUGAAGGAAUAUCGUACUAAAGAGUACGUCCAGACAGCCAACUGGGUGCUUUUAGACCCAGCAGACUUGCUGUUUUCACAAGCAGACACGUUUAUUUUUAAUGCAGAUAGAGAAUUUCAUCCUGAUUUCUGUCCCAAAUGGAACCCUCUCCUGGAGAUAUUGAAAGUUGAAAUACCUGCAGAAAUGAAAAAAAGGGACAUUAGUGAUAGUACCAUUCUCAUUUUAUGCUCGGAUUAUAAAAGUUGUUAUCAGUUGAAACAGAUUUUAACGAACGGUCCCCACUAUUACUUGUAUAUGACAGCAGCUUUCAGAUGCAAAUUACCAAUAAAGAAGGUAAGUAAAGCUUUUAGAGUAACUGACAGAAUUCCUGAAGAAAUUGUCAUACCAACCGAUAAAAAAGAAACGCCACAAUCGUCGAAGAAUAAAAAACUGAAAACUGAUGAUUCAAAGUCCAACAGCCCCGAAAGUGAAUCGAAGAAAACUGCGGAAGAACCAACAGACGAUGAGGAUUUUCAGAACAGUUAUAUCCUUACGAUGAGCCAAACGAUUUUGGAAGACAAACAAGAUUCCGCGAAUAAAAGUGAUUAUGUAUUUGAACCAUUUACACAGAUGGAGAAUAUGGACUUGACUCAUAUCUGUCAAAGUGUAAACGAACCGAAAAUUCUUAUUCAGACUUUUAAGGGCUCAAACGAAUUCAUUAAUUUGCAAAAUACUUUGGAGAACGUUCGACCGGAUUUUAUCAUCAUGUAUCAUUGCAGUAUGACAGCAGUUAGAGAAAUUGAAAUGUAUGAAGCGCAUCGACAAACUGAAGAAGCAGUUAAAGUAUAUUUCCUCUUACAUGCCGAUACAGUAGAAGAACAAAGUUAUUUAACCACACUACGAAGAGAAAAGGAAGCCUUUGAAUAUUUGAUACAAACGAAAUCUACUAUGGUGAUACCGGCAGAUCAAGAUGGUAAAUCCGAAGAGUGCUCUUCUCUUCAGAUGGACGUAGCAAGUCCGAAAAAGAAUACUCGUGAGGGUGGUAAAGAGCAAGCCGCUAAAAAGCAAAUGAUUAUUGUCGAUAUGAGGGAAUUCAGGAGUGAACUACCUGCUCUAAUACAUAAAAGAGGCAUUGAUAUCGAACCAAUAACUAUCUCUAUCGGAGAUUAUAUAUUGACGCCUGAAAUUUGCGUGGAGAGAAAAAGCAUUUCCGAUUUAAUCGGUUCGUUGAAUACAGGAAGAUUGUAUCAGCAAUGUACGAAUAUGUCUCGAUAUUAUACAAAGCCGAUGUUAUUGAUAGAAUUCGAUCGUAAUAAGCAAUUCGGAUGGCAGAGCAAUUACAUGAUUUCAAGUGAUUCGAACAGCUUCGACGUUCAACAAAGAUUGCUCGUGCUAACGUUACAUUUUCCCAAAUUGAAGAUUAUUUGGAGCCCUAGUCCGUACGCAUCUGCGCAACUAUUUGAAGAACUGAAGUUAGGAAAAGAAGAUCCAAACGUACAAUAUGCUUCUUCUUUAGGCGGCGAACAGGAUCUAGACGUGAUACAAUCGAAGUAUAAUUCUAAUAUAUACGAUUUUGUAUACAAAUUACCUGGAAUAACCUCUAAAAAUAUCGAUAUGUUUUUGAGGAAGGGCGUCAGCUUGAAUGAAGUUGUCAAAAAAUCAGAGGAAGAACUAAAAGAAAUUUUAGGUAAUUCAGUAGACGCUCAAGCAUUGUAUUCUUUCAUUCACAAUGAACAUAAACCCAAACAAGAGGCCGAAGAUAAUAAACAAAAGGACAAACAAAAAACUCGAUUC
This is a messenger RNA of Psylliodes chrysocephalus, 3022 nucleotides long. The record is from the annotation of a GenBank genome assembly. NCBI's taxonomy places the organism in Eukaryota, Metazoa, Arthropoda, Insecta, Coleoptera, Chrysomelidae.